This is a messenger RNA of Anneissia japonica, 1431 nucleotides long. RefSeq names its product homer protein homolog 2-like. Gene Ontology annotation, molecular function: G protein-coupled glutamate receptor binding. The transcript has 9 exons. The record is from RefSeq and is a predicted model, not a curated record. Gene Ontology annotation, cellular component: cytoplasm; plasma membrane. Gene Ontology annotation, biological process: G protein-coupled glutamate receptor signaling pathway; regulation of store-operated calcium entry. Lineage: Eukaryota; Metazoa; Echinodermata; Crinoidea; Comatulida; Comatulidae. The coding region runs from base 103 to 1143 and encodes 346 amino acids.
ACAUCUGGAAUUAUUAUUAUAACACCGCUGUUGUUGUGUGCACUCAGACGAUAACUUGGAUGAACUUAAGAGAAUUGGCUCUGUUGUUUGUUAAAUUCGAUAAUGGGGGAACAACCAAUCUUCACAACGAGAGCUCAUGUGUUCCGUAUCGACCCGGUUUCCAAAAAGAACUGGUUGCCCUCCAGUAAACAGGCCGUCAACAUUUCAUAUUUCUAUGACAACACAAAAAACAUAUAUCGUAUAAUUAGCGUGGAUGGCAGUAAGGCUAUAAUUAACAGUACUAUAAACCCUUCAAUGUCAUUUACCAAAACAUCUCAGAAAUUUGGUCAAUGGUCAGAUAGUAAAGCAAGCACAGUUUAUGGAUUAGGAUUUUCAACUGAGGCAGAAUUAAACAAGUUUGUAGAGAAAUUCAACGAGGUGAAGGAAGCAACAAAGGGUGGCCCAUCAGAAAAGGGGAGUGGUGACCUACCAAAUAUUGUCAAUUCACAUGUUCAUCACGACAGAUCCGGUAGUGGUAGUAGUAAUGAUUCUUCAAACGUUGUGAUGGUGACAUCGGCAGCAAAGGACUCGCAACUAAAGUACGAGAAUGACAGGUUAAAGAUAGCAUUAGCACAAAGUUCUGCAAAUGCAAAGAAGUGGGAGUUAGAAUUACAAACAUUGAAGAAUAACAAUGCAAGGUUAACAACAGCAUUACAGGAAAGUACAGCAAAUGUUGAAGAGUGGAAGAAACAACUCUCAGCCUACAAAGAAGAAAAUGCAAGGUUAAAGAAAAGGACUUCCGACCUGGAAUCAGGUCACGGUGAAAGUUCCCUACUGCAGGAUAAGAGUGAUCUGCAACAGCAGCUCCAAGCUCUCUCUAUUGCACACAAAACCAAAGAAAAGGAAACGCAUGAGCUUCACCUCCGCCUACAAUCUGCCACCAACAACCAAAUGGAGCAAUCGCAACUAAGAAUCAUGCUACAGAAUUCUGAUAGUCAGGUAGGAGAAUUAGAGAGCCAGGUGUCAAGUUUAAUGCAAGAAUUAGAAGAGGAACGAGAAAAGAACCGACAGAAGUCUCAACAGUUAGCCUCGCUUCAUGCUAAACUGGCUGGUGUCAUACAGCAAGCGUCAACAUUAAACCAAACACUUGGCGAACAGCUGUAACCAACAUGCAUAUGUACAUUACAAUCAAAGAAAACUUCCACCGUCAGAUUUUGUAACCAGGCAACUUGUCAGACUGUAGCCAAAAAAACAAAACAAAAUCUUCCGUAAUAACUGUACUCAGUAUGGUAGUUACUGGAACAAUACUGUAAAAUCUUGAAUAAAAGCCCUGAUUUCUUUUUUUAAGGACCCUUGAGUGGGCUUCUUUUCAAUAUGGACCUCUUUUCGAGAUGGACUUCAUUUCGAGAUUACUUUUGCAAACUAAAGAAGGGGGGCUUCUUUUCAAAAUUA